UUUUCAUAAAAAAUGGAUCUUUUUAAAAAAUAGGAAAGAAAAUAACUGGAGCAGAGAGAGAGAGAGUACUGUGUCAUCCCAAUCCGGUGGCUGUGAGCUUUGGCGGCGAUGGCGGCUUGUGUUGCUGUUGGGUUCAAACCCUAUUCAGCUCUCCGAAUUCUCUCAUUCUACUCUUCUCUUCCCAGGGCUCGACCUCUCUGUUUCCCGCCACUGUUUCGGCGCAUUUCCCCAUCUUCCCCAGCUCGGACUUGCUUCUGCUCUCUAGUCUCCGGCGGCGAGAAAACUAAGCCGGAAAUCGCUGAGAACUGGAGGUCCGAGAGCGUUGGAGAUUUCAGGAAGAAGCUGAGGAUUGCGGAUAUUAAAGGCGGACCCGAUGAGGGGUUGGAGCGAUUGGGACAAACUCUGGUAGUGAAGGGGUGGGUUCGGACUGUUCGUGUUCAGAGCUCUGUCACUUUCAUUGAUGUUAAUGAUGGUUCUUGUCUCUCAAAUAUGCAAUGUGUUAUGGGUUCUGAUGCUGAUGGUUAUGAUCAGGUAGAAUCUGGGUCAGUUACAACUGGUGCCUCAAUAUGGGUGCAAGGGAUUGUGGUGAAAAGUCAGGGAUCUAAACAAAAGGUGGAGUUGAAGGUUAAUAAGAUUGUCGUGGUUGGUAAAAGUGAUCCCUCUUUUCCCAUUCAAAAGAAAAGGGUAAGCAAAGAAUUUUUGAGAACCAAAGCUCAUCUUCGUCCAAGAACAAACACUUUUGGUGCGGUUGCAAGAGUGAGGAAUGCUUUGGCCUAUGCUACACACAAAUUUUUCCAAGAAAAUGGAUUUGUUUGGAUCUCAAGUCCUAUUAUUACUGCUUCAGAUUGUGAAGGUGCAGGUGAACAGUUUUGUGUGACUACUUUGAUGCAAAGCUCUGGAGAAGUUGAUUCUCUCGUGGAUUGCAUUCCAAAAACAAAGGAUGGUUUGAUUGAUUGGUCCCAAGAUUUCUUUGGGAAACCAGCAUUCUUGACUGUGUCUGGUCAGCUUAAUGCUGAAACCUAUGCUACUGCUCUUUCAGAUGUGUACACAUUUGGCCCCACAUUCCGAGCUGAAAAUUCAAACACUUCUAGGCACUUGGCUGAAUUUUGGAUGAUUGAACCUGAACUUGCAUUUGCUGAUCUGAAUGAUGAUAUGGCUUGUGCAACUGCCUAUCUACAGUAUGUCGUGAAAUAUGUUCUCGAAAAUUGCAAGGAGGACAUGGAUUUUUUCAAUACUUGGAUUGAGAAGGGCAUAAUUGAUCGAUUGAGUGAUGUUGCUCAGAAAGAAUUUGUACAAUUGACGUAUACUAAUGCAAUUGAACUUCUUCUAAAAUCAAAGAAGAAAUUUGAAUUCCCGGUGAAGUGGGGGUGUGACUUGCAGAGUGAGCACGAACGCUAUAUAACUGAAGAGGCAUUCAAUGGAUGCCCUGUAAUAAUCAGGGACUAUCCAAAGGAGAUUAAAGCAUUCUAUAUGCGGCAAAAUGAUGAUGGGAAGACUGUGGCAGCUAUGGAUGUAUUGGUUCCUCGGGUCGGUGAACUUAUUGGUGGAAGCCAGAGAGAAGAACGGCUUGAAUAUCUGGAAGAUCGGUUGGAUCAAUUGAAGUUAAAUAAGGACAGCUACUGGUGGUAUUUAGAUUUGCGCCGAUAUGGUUCAGUUCCUCAUGCUGGUUUUGGCUUGGGUUUUGAAAGGCUUGUACAAUUUGCAACUGGUGUAGAAAAUAUAAGAGAUGCUAUUCCUUUUCCCCGGACACCUGGUUCGGCCGAGUUUUAAGUCUCAUCAAGUUUUGUUAAAAGCUCAGCUUUAGUUUCAGCCUCAACUACAACACAUUAAUUUAUUUAGAAGCCGCACAUAGCUAUAAAGCCAUUUAAGGAUGGUCCAAGAGAAUUUACUAUUUUUUGUUUGUAAUAUCUUUAAAUUCAAAUCCAUUGGAAUUAAUAAGAGAAAUUUGAGUGCAUUGCAGAGUGCAGACUCUUUAAAAUUA
Molecule: messenger RNA, 1981 nt
Organism: Cannabis sativa
Lineage: Eukaryota; Viridiplantae; Streptophyta; Magnoliopsida; Rosales; Cannabaceae
Product: asparagine--tRNA ligase, chloroplastic/mitochondrial
Exons: 15
Coding region: 109-1770 (553 amino acids)
Biological process (GO): asparaginyl-tRNA aminoacylation
Cellular component (GO): mitochondrion
Molecular function (GO): asparagine-tRNA ligase activity; ATP binding; nucleic acid binding
Source: RefSeq, a predicted model, not a curated record